AUGGCCACAGCAGGACUCUUCCCAUGGCCAAAGCAGGACUCUUCCCAUGCCAAAGCAGGACUCUUCCCAUGGCCAAAGCAGGACUCUUCCCAUGGCCAAAGCAGGACUCUUCCCAUGGCCAAAGCAGGUCUCUUCCCAUGGCCACAGCAGGACUCUUCCCAUGGCCAAAGCAGGACUCUUCCCAUGGCCAAAGCAGGUCUCUUCCCAUGCCAAAGCAGGACUCUUCCCAUGGCCAAAGCAGGACUCUUCCCAUGGCCACAGCAGGACUCUUCCCAUGGCCAAAGCAGGACUCUUCCCAUGCCAAAGCAGGUCUCUUCCCAUGCCAAAGCAGGACUCUUCCCAUGGCCAAAGCAGGACUCUUCCCAGGCCAAAGCAGGACUCUUCCCAUGCCAAAGCAGGACUCUUCCCAUGGCCAAAGCAGGACUCUUCCCAGGCCAAAGCAGGACUCUUCCCAUGGCCACAGCAGGACUCUUCCCAUGGCCAAAGCAGGACUCUUCCCAUGGCCACAGCAGGACUCUUCCCAUGGCCAAAGCAGGACUCUUCCCAUGCCAAAGCAGGACUCUUCCCAUGGCCGAAGCAGGACUCUUCCCAGGCCAAAGCAGGACUCUUCCCAUGGCCAAUGCAGGACUCUUCCCAUGCCAAAGCAGGACUCUUCCCAUGGCCAAAGCAGGACUCUUCCCAGGCCAAAGCAGGACUCUUCCCAUGGCCACAGCAGGACUCUUCCCAGGCCAAAGCAGGACUCUUCCCAUGCCAAAGCAGGACUCUUCCCAUGCCAAAGCAGGGACUCUUCCCAUGGCCACAGCAGGACUCUUCCCAGGCCAAAGCAGGACUCUUCCCAUGGCCACAGCAGGACUCUUCCCAUGCCAAAGCAGGACUCUUCCCAUGGCCACAGCAGGACUCUUCCCAUGGCCACAGCAGGACUCUUCCCAUGGCCACAGCAGGACUCUUCCCUUGACCACAGCAGGACUCUUCCCUUGA
Molecule: messenger RNA, 978 nt
Organism: Knipowitschia caucasica
Lineage: Eukaryota; Metazoa; Chordata; Actinopteri; Gobiiformes; Gobiidae
Source: the annotation of a GenBank genome assembly